This is a messenger RNA of Platichthys flesus (European flounder), 3721 nucleotides long. It is a transcript of the gene ppp2r3b, whose product is annotated as protein phosphatase 2, regulatory subunit B'', beta. NCBI's taxonomy places the organism in Eukaryota, Metazoa, Chordata, Actinopteri, Pleuronectiformes, Pleuronectidae. The transcript is spliced from 14 exons. Bases 207 to 1952 code for a protein of 581 amino acids. Gene Ontology annotation, cellular component: protein phosphatase type 2A complex. Gene Ontology annotation, biological process: protein dephosphorylation. Gene Ontology annotation, molecular function: protein phosphatase regulator activity; calcium ion binding. The record is from RefSeq and is a predicted model, not a curated record.
AGUUGGCCAGCGGCGACAUGAGCACCGGGGAGGAGAUACCGGAGAGGAGACCCCGCUUCCCUGCUUCUUUCACCGGGGAGCAGUCCGUGUGACACCACCUCGCUCAUGGAGGAAGCGACGUAGAGUCACAUAAACACACCCGGCGGCUUCCUCCAUUCACUCCGAGGUGCUAUUAUCAGAGAACUCAAUAAGUUAAACUCGGCAAAAUGCCGUCACCACAAGUCCUCCAGCCGGUCCUCAAGAUGAAGGUUGACGAGCUCUUCCUCAACUGGUUGAGUGAUCCUGCAUCCCAGUCACUACUUAAAGAUUACCUUGGCCUAAUCAAAAGCGGACGAAACAUUGAUCUGAACAGUGGAGAUGACCAGGACAAAGGGUCAUUGAGCUCCAUGGAGAACAACAACGUGGCAUCCCAAAGGAACCUGGCAGAGAAGAGGGCCGCUGCCCUUAACACUCCCUCCAGCCCUCCGCCUGCCAGUACCCUGCCCUCUGGCAGUAGCAGUAACACCAGGGUGACAGGACCCAAUGGCAGAGUACUAAGGAGGUCUGUCAGCACAAAAAAGGCCCAGGUGAGGACAGAGGAGCCCGUCACCACAGCGCUCAGUGAAAGCAUUCCAAAGUUUUACUUCCCACUAGGCCAACCCCAGUCCAACCUCAACAUCGACAGCCUCAUUUCCAAAAUUGAGAAAAUAUUUUCCCAAUUCCCAAAUGAAAGGGCCACCAUUGAGGACAUGGGGCAGGUUGCCAAGGCCUGUGAGUGCCCCGUCUACUGGAAAGUGCCAUUGUUCAACUCCGCCGGAGGCGACAGGACGGGCUUCGUGUCCGUUCACAAAUUCGUGGCUAUGUGGAGAAAAAUUCUGCAGACCUGUCACAAUGACGCUUCUAAAUUUGUGCACCUCUUGGCCAAGCCUGGCUGCAAUUACCUGGAACAAGACGACUUUAUUCCAUUCCUGCAGGAUGUGGUGAACACUCAUGCAGGCCUGGCUUUUCUGAAGGACGCACCGGACUUUCACUCACGAUACAUUACCACGGUGGUUCAGAGGAUAUUUUACAAUGUGAACCGGUCAUGGAAUGGAAAAAUAUCCGGUCAUGAGCUCAGGAAAAGUAACUUUCUUCAGAAUGUGAUGUUGCUGGAGCAGGAAGAAGACGUGAACCAGCUGACAGAGUUUUUCUCCUAUGAACAUUUCUACGUUAUCUACUGCAAAUUCUGGGAGCUGGACACAGACCACGACCUCAACAUAGACCAGAAGGACCUGGCACGACACAACGACCAAGCCAUCUCUCAUAAGAUGAUUGAUAGAAUAUUCUCAGGAACAGUAACAAGGGACAGGCGGGUGCAUAAGGAGGGCAAGCUGAGUUAUGCCGAUUUCGUCUGGUUCCUCAUCUCUGAGGAAGACAAGAAGACCGACACCAGUAUAGAGUACUGGUUCCGCUGCAUGGACCUGGAUGGGGACGGGGUGCUCAGCAUGUACGAGCUGGAGUACUUCUACGAGGAGCAGUGUCAGAAGCUGGAGACCAUGGCGAUCGAGCCCCUUCCCUUCGAGGACUGCCUCUGCCAAAUGCUCGACCUCGUCAAGCCUGAGGCCGAAGGUAAGAUCACGCUGCGGGACCUUAAGAGGUGCAAGUUGUCCCACAUCUUCUUCGACACCUUCUUCAACAUCGAGAAAUACCUGGACCACGAACAGAGGGACCCGUUCGCUGCCAUAAGGGAGGUGGAAACAGACGGACAGGAGAUAACAGACUGGGAGAAAUACGCUGCAGAGGAGUACGACAUCCUAGUGGCAGAGGAGGCAGCCAACGAUCAGUGCAACGACGUGUAUGAUAACCCGCUGAGCCCCUUAGGGCAGCACAUCUCCACUGAGCUGGGUCUGACAAAGAGACACUUCUUCGAGAUUCCCAGUCCACACUGCAACCUGGACCUGGACGAGUACGAGUAUGACGAUGACCUCGAAUGACCCUCGAUCCCGGAGCGCUUUCUCACGCCCUGCCGCAGCGACCGUAGCUUCCAGAAGUGGGUCUCAAACAGCGGCGGAUUAACAUCAGGCCCAGAGAUGUGCAGGUUAUGCUCACUCUGCUCACAAGGACACGCUUACAAAACACAGCAAAAACAGAGGACACAGUCGGAGCACUGGUGGAGGUCAGAUCUGCUGCAGGAACAGACGUGGGAUGAAGAGGAGAAGUGAAGUGGCCGGUCUUCAUCAUACUGUACCAGAUGUUUUAUUAUUCUCAGCUGUUAUUUAAAAAAAAAAAAAAAAAACACAGUUGCCAAACUGAAAAAAAAAAUUGCCAAAGGUGGAAAGAUUUGAGAGCUUUUGGUGACACGUGCCGACGCUGGUGUCGAUGUGCUGUGAACGAAAAAACACGUGAUCUCAACAAAGGAAUAAAUAAUAAUUAAUAAGUCCAGCAGCCGUUUGGCAGACCCUGAAAGGGGUUUUUAGUGAAUGUAAAAGUUAAAAAAACGAAAUGUCGCUGUAAAGGGAGCUCUUCUACCCCACAGCUCCUGAAACACCUCGUCAGUAGUGAAUGUUAACGUGUCAGUAUUUAUAUCGAGUUUUUCUAGUCCUGAUCACCACUCUAAGUGCUUUACAGUGCAGUUCUUUGCUAUUCACCCAAUCACAUUCAUACAGUGCAUCUAUGGGCAGCACUUUUCUUUCUAUGAGGGGCAAUUUGGGGUUCAGUGUUUUUCCCAAGGACAUUUCGGCAUGCGGGUUGGGAAGACUGGGAUCGAACGCCGACCUUCUGGUUAGAGGAUGAACGCUCUACCCCCUCACCUGAUACUUCCAGAUAAUUGUGAUGUCAGCCCUAACAAAGCGAGAACAGAGGCCGACAUUUCGAUAAUGACCCGGAAGUGUUUGACCGAUCCCAGCAGAACCAGCCGGUCAAUCAGAGCAGACUGGGCUUUAUUGGGAGGGGGCCUUAAAGAGAUGAGAGCUAAAACAGACAGAGGCUGAAAAGAGGAGCUGCAGCAGUGGACAGUAUGAGGAUGUGUUUUCUGAACAUUAGAGCAUGUGAACAAGUAUUAACCCAAAUUAAAAUCACGAACCUGAAUAAGAGCAGAUUAUGUCUCUGAAAAAAAACAGGAAAAGUUGCAUGUAAAGUUUUGUACCAGUAUUGUUUGGAGCGAGUGACGUUUUAUCUGACCACAUGCAUAAUGUUUUCACGUGAGCUACUUCCCCCUCUUGACACACUGGACAGUCCGGAAUCGGAUUCAGGCUUUUAAAUAAUCAUCAUCUGCAGUCACCGGCUAAUUUUACAUUCCAGUGAUCAUAACUGAAUGUUUUCUAUGAGGCUGUUAAUUCAUUCAUGGUUCGUUUGAGGUGAACGAGCCACCACCGAGCCCGCUGCGUGCACACACACACACACACACACACACACACACACACACACACACACACACACACACACACACACACACACACACACACACACACACACACACACACACGUCGUUCAGACGGCCAAACACACUGUAUGUUGUACAGCUCUGUAUUUACUAUGACUUACUGUAUGUGUGAGAUGGGGUUUUAAAUUAUUAUAGAUGAAUUUAUAAAUAACUGUAAAUAUAUAUCUGGUGCUUGCUGUGUUGUAAAUGAUUUGAACGAAUGUUAUAGACAGAUUUUCUAUGUUUUAAAGUACUGAGUUUGUACUUUGACAGAACAAAAGAAACCAAUUUUAAAAUGUUUUGUUUUUCUUUAAAUUAAUAAUAAAGCCUUGGUUAAUGGAA